Anopheles arabiensis is the source of this 1408-nucleotide messenger RNA. RefSeq lists its product as uncharacterized. The coding region runs from base 107 to 1171 and encodes 354 amino acids. The transcript is spliced from 2 exons. The record is from RefSeq and is a predicted model, not a curated record. Lineage: Eukaryota; Metazoa; Arthropoda; Insecta; Diptera; Culicidae.
GUGGGUGUUUGUUGUUAUUCGGAUUUUCCUGAUCAAUACACUUUAUUUCACAAUCGCACGACGUUCUCCACUUAUUGGAAAAUUGUGUAACUAAAACACAAACGAAAUGUUGUUCCUUAAAGUAUCCAGGAGUGCAGUUACCUCCUGCCUGCGGUCACGCGCCCUCUCUACCGGCAGAUUCAAUUGGGCAGCCAUCAAAACGGUACAGGAAAAAGUUGAUCCAUACACGAAAAUACACAUCAACUGUGCGUACGAGCUGAAAAUCGUUCCCUACGAUCUGCUGGACUGUCCGGACUCAAACCUCCUGAAGGCAACGGUCAAGCAGGGCAACAAUGUGGACAGCUUGGCAGUGAAAAUCACCGAUAAAACUGUCACCAUCACGAGCGACCCGAGCGCCGGUGGGUGCGAAUGUAUCUUGGAGGUGCCGAUCAAGGCGGACCUGCAGAUCCGCAACGACGGUAGCACCACCAUCGCAAACCUGUACAGCGACGAAAUCGACGUCGUUGGCACUGGCAAUAUAGAGACACGCAGCCUUCGUUCCACAAACAUCCAGCUCUGCAGCACUGCCGGCAAUAUUGCCUGCCAGGGGAUCACGCUGGCGGAAAAUGUAACGGCCACGACGGUGGGCAAGGGAAACAUAUUCCUGGACAAACUGCAGGGAGGAUCGGUGAGUGCGACUACCGAGGCGGGCAACAUUUCGGUCAAUGCAAGCUACUCGAACCGAAGCACGUUCCAGACGCGGGACGGUGACAUGGAGCUGAAAAGCAUACACAAGGAUUGUACCGUACGAUCGAACGGUGGCAAAAGUCUCACCAUGAAGGGCUUCUACGGUACACUAAACGCUGACGUUGGGAGCGAAAACGUAACACUGCAACUAUCGGAAAUGGUCGGUACAAGCAAUAUCAAAGCAAUGGCCACCAAAACGUUGCAUCUAAAUCUUGCCGAAACUGUGUACGAUACGUCGUCGAUCAAGGUGAAAUCCGCCCAGCUUACGCUCGACAGCUCGAUGGACGACAAGGAACAUCGACGAGACGGCAACAGUGCCGUGCUGGGCAAAGCCGAGGCAGAAAACACGUUACACGUCGAAACGAACGGGUCGGUGGUGGUGCGAAAAAUGUCCUGGGCCGAUAGCUUUUCCUUCAGCGGCAUGAGUCAGAUGGAGCAGCAGUAAAAAAUCUGCAUCGACAUGCGCAACGUGUGUCCAUUCUCAGGGCAGCAUUUCAAUGAUGGUAGGCUUUAGUAUAUUUUAAAUAACGCUGAUACCUUCCUUCGACCUAGCGGUUGAUGUUUUCUUUCUCAAGAGCGAAAUAUCCACUCAGUCAUUAAAGUAGCAUACAGAUAUUUAUGUACCAGAUACGAAAGCAUCACUCAGAAUAAACAUAGUGUUCCCCAGUUGCAACACCCAUAA